GAUAUCAUAAAGCACAACGCUUUCUCUUAAGCCUGUGAAAGUUGGGUUCUCUCUUUUUUUUUUUUCCUUUAUUUUUGGGGGGAGCCGAGCACGGAUCCCGAUGAGGAUCCUGGGAGUACUUUCUCUGUUCUUGCUGUUGGCUGCCACGAUCUGCCAUGGAGAGGACACGACUGUGGAGGUUGUUGGUGUCAUGGAAUGCAGCGACUGUGCGCAGCGUAAUGUCAAGCCCAGCCAGGCAUUUUCUGGGAUUCGAGUGAGCAUCGACUGCAAGACUGUGCGAGGCAAGUUUGAGCACAGAGCGGCGGGGGAGCUGGAUGGGGAAGGCAAGUUCAAGGUCUCGCUCCCGCAGGAGAUGGUGGAAGGUGGCAAGCUCAAAGAAGAGUGCUAUGCACAGCUUCACAGCGCGCAAGCCACGCCGUGCCCUGCCCUAGAUGGCCUGGAGUCCUCAAAGAUAGUCCUCAAGUCCAAAGCCAAUGGCAAGCACACUUUUGGCCUCCCUGGGAAGCUCAAGAUCUCACCCUCCACUUGUGCCUCGGCCUUCCUUUGGUUUGGCCACCCAAUCCCUCAAUUCCCACCGAAGGAACUCCCUCCAUUCCCUCCCAUCUACAAGAAGCCCCUCCCUCCGCCGUUGCCGUUCUUCAAGAAGCCCCUCCCUCCGCCGUUGCCGUUCUUCAAGAAGCCCCUCCCUCCACCGAUCCCCGUGUUCAAGAAGCCGUUGCCACCACCUGUGCCGGUGUACAAGAAACCGCUCCCGCCACCUGUACCGGUGUUUAAGAAGCCGUUGCCUCCCCCAGUGCCGAAAUUCAAGAAGCCCCUUCCACCACCGAUUCCAAAGUUCAAGAAGCCGCUUCCGCCACCUGUGCCGGUGUACAAGAAACCGCUCCCGCCACCUGUACCGGUGUUUAAGAAGCCGUUGCCUCCCCCAGUGCCGAAAUUCAAGAAGCCCCUUCCGCCACCGAUCCCCAAGGUGAAGAAACCAUGCCCGCCUCCGAUUCCAAAGUUCAAGAAGCCGCUUCCACCGCCAUUCAAGAAGCUGCUCCCGCCCCCAGUCCCCAUAUUCAAGAAGCCGCUACCACCCCCAGUCCCCGUGUUCAAGAAGCCGCUUCCCCCGCCAUUCAAGAAGCCGCUCCGCCCCCCGGUCCCCAUAUUCAAGAAGCCGCUACCACCCCCAGUCCCCGUGUUCAAGAAGCCGCUUCCCCCGCCAUUCAAGAAGCCGCUCCCGCCCCCGGUCCCCAUAUUCAAGAAGCCGCUACCACCCCCAGUCCCCGUGUUCAAGAAGCCGCUUCCCCCGCCAUUCAAGAAGCCGCUCCCACCCCCGAUCCCCGUGUUCAAGAAGCCGCUCCCGCCACCAAUCCCCAUAUUCAAGAAGCCCCUCCCACCCCCGAUUCCUGUGUUCAAGAAGCCGCUCCCGCCACCAAUCCCCAUAUUCAAGAAGCCGCUUCCGCCGCCUAUUCCGAUCAAACCCCUACCUCCAUUCCCAAAGAUCCCUCCUUUCACUAAGCCUCCAUGCCCACCACUUCCUAAGCUCCCUCCUAUCCCCACAAUCCCUCCAAAGUACUUCGAACACCCUAAACUCGGAAAGUUACCUGCUCUACCUCAAUUCCCACCUCUUUCUUAGGUUCUUGGAAAAAAAGUUCAUUUCCUGAUGCAACUAGGAUGUCUUUUGAUUUUGCCAAGUAUCGAAGAGUCUGCUUCAGAUUUGUGGGUGCCGUAAUAAUGCCUUCGACUUCGAUCAGUGAAGUACGUGGAAUUAAGAGGAAGAGUGGGAAGGCAUGGUGGAGUCGACAAAAUGGGAUCAGUGGAUCGCUGUUCUAUUUUUCAUUUUCAAAGUGUUGCAUGAGUGAAGUUGAAUGUGCUUGGAAUUUCUCACGUCACAAAUAGUGAAGUCCGUACUUGUACAAUAUAUUAAUUUAUCAAAUA
Messenger RNA from Rhodamnia argentea, 1920 nucleotides. Its product is annotated as proline-rich protein 4-like. The record is from RefSeq and is a predicted model, not a curated record. The coding region runs from base 101 to 1618 and encodes 505 amino acids. The transcript is spliced from 2 exons. NCBI's taxonomy places the organism in Eukaryota, Viridiplantae, Streptophyta, Magnoliopsida, Myrtales, Myrtaceae.